This is a messenger RNA of Ctenocephalides felis (cat flea), 2087 nucleotides long. Its product is annotated as KIF1-binding protein homolog. NCBI's taxonomy places the organism in Eukaryota, Metazoa, Arthropoda, Insecta, Siphonaptera, Pulicidae. The transcript is spliced from 2 exons. The record is from RefSeq and is a predicted model, not a curated record. Bases 142 to 1926 code for a protein of 594 amino acids.
UCAUACUUCAUUGUAAUCUAUUUUAUAUUGAGGUAGGACCGCGGUAAAACAGCCUGCUGCUUUACCGACAUCGUAUAUGUCAUUUUGACAUAAGAGAAUUCGCGUUUUUUAAUAUAUCAAUAUAAUUUUUAAUUUUUCAAAAUGUUUAGUUCAAAAGAAAUUUACGUAGAUCUUAAAGAAAAAUAUGAUAAAGUACAAAAGCUCAUUCUCGAGGACAGCAAACAAGAUCCUGCAGCCGAGCCAUAUAAAUCCAAGUAUGCCGCAAAGGUUAUACUUGAAGGGAUGCAAACUCAAUUGGAUCAAUUACAAUUGAAUGAAAAUGAUGAUAAAUAUAAAUUAGAUACAAUGUACUCGGUAGUUCUCCUAAACUUAGGUCUAAUCUGUGUUGAAACAGAAGAAUUAUCCGCAGGCGAAAAAUUCCUUACUUCUUGUGUGUCCAAACUAGAAGGCAAUCACUUAAAAGAUGAUGCAAUUUUAAUGACCACUAAUGCUUUAAACCAACUAGGAAUUUUAUGGUCCCUUCGCACAAAAGCUUCAAAAUCUAAAAUAUACCUUGAUAAAGCUGAACAAUAUUACUUAGAUUAUAAACAAACCGAGAGCAAACCCAUCAACAUUACAGAUAUAUUCUCCUCCGACGCCACCACAUCUGAAGAAGGCCUACUCUGUUUAGAGAAAACAUACACAUUAACUUUAUACUACCUUGCACAAGUAUACGGCACCUUAAAUGAAGAUUUAAAAUCAUCUCUGUACUGUCAUGUGACCUUAAAACGACAACUGGAAUUUAAUGAUUACGAAUCUAUUGACUGGGCACUAAAUGCAGCAACUUUAUCACAAUAUUUUACUGAAAAGAACGGUUUUAAACAAGCACGACAUCACUUGGCAGCAGCAUCUUGCAUAUUAGAUAAAUAUGAAUCCGUUUUAGAAAAUCAAGUGACUGAUGAUGAGACAAAGGCAGCUAAUUUAGAACAAUUUAAACAUAGAUCUGCAGAUGUAGCGAGAUGUUGGUCUAAGUAUGGAUUAUGUUUACUGUCUAACUCCUGGGAAAGAUUAAUGAAUCAUGCAGAUGAUCCAGAAGAUUCACCGGCUUGCAACUUAUCAUCAGAUUUAUCCGCACUGGUUUUGAAAGAUGACAGCAAUAUAAGUAAACAAUUACAAAACUUUACAUUUGAAAAUUUAGAUUUAAGUCAUUAUGAGAAACAGAUAUCCUGUGAUUUUGUUUUAACAUUCGAUGAUGCUAAACUGGUGUUCUUAACAACUCAAAAUUGGUUGAAUUGUGCAAAAGAAUAUUAUACAUUGGAAAAUUUAGCUUCAGAAUAUGCACAAAUUAUAAUGGAUUAUUCACAAUUAUUUAAAUACCUUGCACUAUUUGAAGAAGAUGAAGAUCGACAAUGUAAAAUGCAUAAGAGAAGAAUAGAUCAGAUGGAAGAAUUAGUGAAAAAUCUCAAUCCGCAAUACUAUUUGCAAGUUUGUCAACAAUUUUGGCAUGAACUAGCAUUGGCAUACUCCACUAUAUUAGACAUUAAAUUAGAGAAAUUGAAAACUCAAGAUAAACCUACUCCUCAUGCUCUAAUCAAAAUUAAUAGUUUAAUCGACAAAAGUAUUGGUCACUUCCAGAGUUUACUUGAAUCCGUAAAGCAUCCAAUCAAAAAAGAAUUUCCAGAAACAUUCUCAGAAAACGUUGAACUAUUUGCAGUCCCAUCAUUCUUUUUGGUGGCUAGAUUAUAUAAUAAAUAUAUCACUCCAGAUAAGUUAGCACAAAUGGAAAAUACAAAGAAGAGUUUAGAAUACUAUGAAUUUGUAGUAAAAUACUGUGAAAAACACCCUGAAUGUGCAAAAAGACUAUCCGUUGAAUUAGAAGUUAGCAAGGAACUUGUGAAUCUGUUGCCUUUGAAAAUUCAGAAAUUAGCGGGUGAAAUUGUACAUUAACUUUCUUUUGCUUCUCAAUUGUAAAACAAACUAGUCAUUCAGAAAUGUUUUGAAUAAAUCUUGUAAUAGUCAAAUAAUGCUAUAGUUGUAAUGUACAAUGAUUAUGCAAGCUUAUUAUGAUCUUUAACGACUUUGAAAUAAAACCAUAUUUCGAUAGUGUA